GCUGUGAUGACGCCACGACGCUGACGCCUGAGGAUGGCUGCGGCGGCGGCGGUGGCGGUGGCCGGGGCUGUGUCCGCGGCCCGGAGAGGGUCAACACAGUCGCCCAGACGCCGAAGACCCCGCCGCCCGCGCGAGGUGUAGACGGGGCACUGCCUGCAGAGCAGGUUCUGCCAGCCUCGCUAGAGAGGAUGCCCCCGUGUCCGUGAUGGGCUGUGGGACAAGCAAGGUCCUUCCCGAGCCGCCCAAGGAUGUCCAGCUGGAUCUGGUCAAGAAGGUGGAGCCCUUCAGUGGCACUAAGAGCGAUGUGUACAAGCACUUCAUUACAGAGGUGGACAGUGUUGGCCCUCUCAAAGCUGGGUUCCCAGAAGCCAGUCAGGGUGCAAACCCCUGCCCUGGUGCCCCCACCACCGGCCACACAGAACCUCCCUCAGAACCACCACGCAGGGCCAGGGUGGCUAAGUACAGGGCCAAGUUCGACCCACGUGUGACGGCCAAGUACGACAUCAAAGCCCUGAUUGGCCGAGGCAGCUUCAGCCGAGUGGUGCGUGUGGAGCACCGGGCAACCCGGCAGCCAUAUGCCAUUAAGAUGAUUGAGACCAAGUACCGGGAGGGGCGGGAGGUGUGUGAGUCGGAGCUGCGUGUGCUGCGCCGGGUGCGCCAUGCCAACAUCAUCCAGCUGGUGGAGGUGUUUGAGACACAGGAGCGCGUGUACAUGGUGAUGGAGCUGGCCACUGGUGGAGAGCUCUUUGACCGCAUCAUCGCCAAGGGUUCUUUCACUGAGCGUGACGCCACUCGAGUGCUGCAGAUGGUACUGGAUGGCGUCCGGUAUCUGCACGCACUGGGCAUCACACACCGAGACCUCAAGCCUGAGAAUCUGCUCUACUACCACCCAGGCACUGACUCCAAGAUCAUCAUCACCGACUUUGGCCUGGCCAGUGCCCGCAAGAAGGGUGACGACUGCCUGAUGAAGACCACCUGUGGCACGCCCGAGUACAUUGCCCCUGAGGUCCUGGUCCGCAAGCCCUACACCAACUCAGUCGACAUGUGGGCGCUGGGCGUCAUCGCCUACAUCCUGCUCAGUGGCACCAUGCCCUUUGAGGAUGACAACCGCACCCGGCUGUACCGGCAGAUCCUCAGGGGCAAGUACAGUUACUCGGGGGAGCCCUGGCCCAGCGUGUCCAACCUGGCCAAGGACUUCAUUGACCGCCUGCUGACGGUGGACCCCGGCGCCCGUAUGACGGCACUGCAGGCCCUGAGGCAUCCGUGGGUGGUGAGCAUGGCAGCCUCUUCGUCUAUGAAGAAUCUGCACCGCUCCAUCUCCCAGAACCUCCUCAAACGCGCCUCCUCGCGCUGCCAGAGCACCAAAUCUGCCCAGUCCACGCGUUCCAGCCGCUCUACACGAUCCAACAAGUCUCGCCGAGUGCGGGAGCGAGAGCUGCGGGAGCUCAACCUGCGCUACCAGCAGCAGUACAAUGGCUGAGCUGCCAGGCUGGGGUGCAGACAUGGCAUGGCCCCAGCCUGGCCACACAUCGCUGUGCCAUCUGGGCCCACCGCCCUCUCUAGAGAUAGGUCUCUAUGGUCAGUGGUAGGUGAAUGGCCCCAGCCCCUUCUCUGUGCCUUCAGCAGUCCCCAUCUUCACCCUGGGCCUGAGUCUGGUGCGACAGAGUGGAGGGAGCCCUGGGGCGUACGAGCCCCCUGAACGGGGAGCCUGGUCUGGCACUAAUGCUCCUUUUGCUGGACAACUGCUCUGGUACAUAUUGGGGGAAGGGCAGGACCUGGCCUUCAGUCUCCUCACCUCUUGGCUCUUCCCUAGACCAAAUGAGCAUGCAGUGCCAGGUAGAGGGUGUCCUGUGGUCCCAGGACUCUUCGGGACAGUUAGUUCUGGAAUCCCCCCUUUCCUCUACCAAGCCUUCCUGUCUGCCCUCCCCCCGCCCCACAUUCCAUGGCGCCCUGAUCCUCAUGACUAUGCUCCAGUGCGAGGCCCGGGUAGGCCCACAGUUUGUGCCUUGGCUGGACUCUCAGCCCCUGGCUAAGUCUAAACAGCCUCCCACCUCCCAGCCAAGAUCUGUCUUCCUUCAUGGUGCCCCCAGGGACCCCUCCUGGCCCCAGGACUUGCCAGGAUCUCUGGUGGUAGGACCAUGGAAUGGUCCUUGGCCCUCUGGACUGUGUGGCCACGUUGGUAGCAGGCUUGCUCCAGGCUUCAGCCUCUCUCUGACUAUGAGAGUUCCUGCCCACCAGCCUGCUGCACUCAGUGCCUUCUUUAUAGAGCCUACUAUCACCUCCCUCUCCCCCUUGGAUGCCCAUUCUAUUCCCCAGGUGCCUCCUUCCCAACUGUGCGGGGUUAAAAGGAGCCCCACUGCUGCUACCUGGGGGAUGGGGGCACCUGGGCCAAAGCAAAGGGCAGGGGCUUCCGAGGGAGAGCCCCAUCAGGAUUCCAGUGUCAGCCUUGGUUCCACCCUUGGUGUUGCCUCUCCCUUCAGGUGCUGCUGUUCCCUCCUCUGCAGCUGCAUGAAGGAGCCAUCUAGCGUCUGGCAUGAGUAUGGGCGGCCUAGGAAUGAGCACCAUGCUCUCCCUUUAUCCUCCAAGAGGAAGUCGAAAGGAAGGAGCUGCUGCAUUGAGGGAGGGUCCCUGGGGUGCUCAACUCUAUCCCCUUCUGCUGAGCUUCUGCGCAGCUCCCUGGAACUUAGCCAUACUGUGUGACCUGCCUCUGAACCCUGAGUGCCUGGGGCACUGACCUUCUCACGGUGGCCUUGCUCAGUCCAGCAUGUCCCUGCUUCUUUUCACAGCAUUACCCUUCCAUUCUGGGCCCCACUGAAUCUCUGUCUGGAGGGAGCCCCUGCGAGAGGCGGGUGGAAUUGGGUGGCUGCUUUCCCAGAGGUCUGAGCCAGACCAUCCCGCUGUCAGUCAUGGUGCCUCCCCACCACCACAGACGGGGCUGGAACCCAAGCCCUGUCCCUCCACAGCUGCUUUCAGUGGGUGGGAAGGAGCCAGGGCCCAGCUUUAGCCUUAGCUGGACUGCAGGUCCCCUGCCAGCAGGGAGGGUUUGGCUCUCAGUUCCUCCCAGUGGGUUCCCUUGGGCUAGGCCCUCCUCUUUUUGCAUGUGCCACCUGCAGUGGGAAACCAAGCCAAAAGAGACCACUCUGGGCCAAGUCAUCCGUGCCUUGUACACCCCCUCCUUCUGUUUCCAGUUCCCCUAGCACAAGGCAGUGGAAAGCCCAAGCCCCAUGGCCUCAGAAUUCCCCCUACUUCCCCAAGUGCCUCUGGGGAUUUAUUUCCUCUUUUGGCCAGGAUGGGCCUGGUCCUGAAGGUAGGACGGAGGGAGUUUGGAGACUUGGGCCUUUAUGCCAUGGACUGUGGAUGGAGAAUGUGCAGUUAUUUAUUUUGUGUACUCAGUUUGUAAAUGUAUCCUUCGUACUCAAUAAACAGGCUGCCUUCCCCAGGGAAAGCUGCCCAUUCAUUCCGA
Molecule: messenger RNA, 3463 nt
Organism: Balaenoptera acutorostrata (minke whale)
Lineage: Eukaryota; Metazoa; Chordata; Mammalia; Artiodactyla; Balaenopteridae
Gene: PSKH1
Product: protein serine kinase H1
Exons: 3
Coding region: 206-1480 (424 amino acids)
Biological process (GO): protein phosphorylation
Molecular function (GO): protein kinase activity; ATP binding
Source: RefSeq, a predicted model, not a curated record